Hyposmocoma kahamanoa is the source of this 1351-nucleotide messenger RNA. It is a transcript of the gene PSR, whose product is annotated as bifunctional arginine demethylase and lysyl-hydroxylase PSR. Gene Ontology annotation, molecular function: P-TEFb complex binding; histone H4R3 demethylase activity. Lineage: Eukaryota; Metazoa; Arthropoda; Insecta; Lepidoptera; Cosmopterigidae. Gene Ontology annotation, cellular component: cytoplasm; nucleus. The coding region runs from base 1 to 1161 and encodes 386 amino acids. The record is from RefSeq and is a predicted model, not a curated record. The transcript has 3 exons. Gene Ontology annotation, biological process: phagocytosis.
AUGGACAAUGAACACAAAUUGUCGCACAAAGUAAAAAAGCGAAUCAAAGAAGUGAAAAGGAAAGCUAGACCUGAAUUAGCUGACAAAUACCAAUGGUCGGCCUUGAAGUACGCUUCUAAUUUUGAAGACUUCCUAAAAUGUUCUGACAAUGUCGACCGAAUAGAUGUUAACACAGUCUCUCCUGAAGAAUUUAUAGACAAAUAUGAGAAAAUAUACAAGCCUGUUGUAAUAACGAAUGUGCAAACCAACUGGAAAGCAAAUUACAAAUGGACCUUAGAUAGACUGGCCAAAAAGUACCGUAACCAAAAAUUUAAGUGUGGAGAAGACAAUGAGGGUUAUAGUGUUAAAAUGAAAAUGAAGUAUUACAUAGAAUACAUGAGGACAACGACUGAUGAUAGUCCGCUAUAUAUUUUUGAUAGUAGUUUUGGUGAGCAUCUCAGGAGGAAAAAGCUUCUUGAAGAUUAUGAUAUUCCUAAAUAUUUUAGGGAUGAUUUAUUUAAAUAUUGUGGAGAAGAAAGAAGACCACCAUACCGCUGGUUUGUGAUGGGACCUCAACGUUCAGGGACUGGGAUCCACAUUGAUCCUCUAGGAACAAGCGCUUGGAAUGCACUGGUAUUUGGUCACAAAAGAUGGUGCUUGUUCCCCACUCAAACUCCAAGGGAACUGAUCAAGGUAACUGGAGCUAUGGGAGGGAAGCAGAGGGAUGAAGCCAUAACUUGGUUCAAGUUGAUUUAUCCCAAAACUCAGCAAGAAAGCUGGCCCGAGGAGCUCAAACCGGUUGAAAUACUUCAAAAGCCUGGUGAAACAGUAUUUGUUCCUGGUGGCUGGUGGCACGUGGUCCUUAACCUCGACGACACUGUUGCAGUCACUCAAAACUUCUGCAGCCGCACCAAUUUCCCUGUUGUAUGGCACAAGACUGUCCGUGGGCGACCUAAGCUCUCCAAGAAAUGGAUCAAAGUUCUAGAAGCUAAAGAACCAGAGCUUUAUAAGGUUGCCAGUGGCAUGGACAUGAGUCAAGGCACUGGUGUUGCUUCAGACAGUUCAUCAAACAGCAGCUCGUCUAGCAGUGACAGUGACAGCAGUUCUACUGAUUCCAGUGAGGAAGAUAGUGGACAGGAAAGCAUUACUGCACACAAGAAAAAAAGACGAAGGAAACUAUGAAAGAACAAGCCUUAUAGUAUCAAAUUGUGAAUGAGUUACAUAAUAUAAAUCCCAAGCUAGUGAAAUUUUAAUUGACAUUAUAUUAUGAACUUUUAAUUUUUUCCCAUGCCUUAAUAUAUUUAGCAAACGUCGGUAUUGUGUAAGCCUGCCUUUGUAUUAUUAGGUAUAAUUGACUAAUUUAAUUCGUACU